Cuscuta epithymum is the source of this 2091-nucleotide messenger RNA. Lineage: Eukaryota; Viridiplantae; Streptophyta; Magnoliopsida; Solanales; Convolvulaceae. The record is from the annotation of a GenBank genome assembly.
CCGUAUAAAUUUAUUAACCUAAUUUUUUUUUUGAACGAUAACCCCCAAAAAACUUCAUAACCACCUAAAUUCUACUCCACACCUGUUCAUCCCAUUUAUUAACAUCUUGUUUAUUCCAAUCGAGCAGGAAAUUGCUACCAAUUCUUGUUGCCGCGAUUUCAAAAGGCGAGGCUUAACGUGAUGCCUAGGAAUGCCAUGCUUUCAAAUGUUAACUGCAGAAUUCAGGGUGCAUUGGAACUCAGUCUGCCCAGUGAGGAGUUUGUUUCAAAAUUGCUCAAAAGAAAAUGGGCACUAAGAAGCCCCACCUCCAAAGUUCACCAAAUAUUGAUAUCAAAUCACUGUACAGAGCAGCGAGAUGUGUUUGACAGUGCUUCGUUUGUCAUUGAUCAACGACCUUCUUUGGGCACAAUUUCAGUCGAUGUAAACCACUAUCAGGCAUCCUUUUAUGUGGUGAGGGAUGAUUUGUUACAUCCCAUGGUGAAUGGUAACAAGGCAAGGAAGUUGGAUGCAUUGCUCCCUCUCCUAGUGGAUAACUCAGUAACUGAUGUGGUUACAUGUGGAGGUUGUCAAAGUGCACAUGCAGCUGCUGUUGCUGUUUCAUGUGCUGAGAGGGGACUGAAGUCGCAUUUACUUCUUCGUGGUGAAGAGCCAGAAACUCUUACUGGCUACAAUUUAAUUUCCACAAUGUAUGGCAAUGUUAAAUAUGUCCCUAGAUCAUUGUAUGCCAGAAGAGAAGAAAUGCUCGCGUUACAUGCCAAUAAGACGGCUGGCGAUGAAGGACUAAUAGUCUCGCUUGGUGAAAUUCUGGAGGCUUCAUUGUCUGACCAAGGAUUUGGCGAACAAUCUUUCCAACCGACAGCUCAUAUACGUGCAGAAAGUGAAAAGAAGGUGGUGAUUGUUAAUGAAGGUGCUGGGGAUGCUGUAGGGUUAUUAGGUGUAAUGCGCCUUGUGGACUACUUGUCUUGGGAACAUUUAUUUGGAAGAAAUCAAUCACUAAGAAUUAUUGUGGAUGCUGGCACAGGAACUACUGCCAUUGGUUUAGGACUUGGAGUUGUUCUACUAGGGCUCCCUUGGGAAGUAACUGCAGUGAUGCUGGCUGACACUAUUGAGGGAUAUAGAAAAAAGGAGGAAAGUCUAAUAUCAGAAUUUUGUUUGACUUUUAAUUUUCCUAAUCCUGACCAAUUCUUAAGAAAAGGACGUGAUGGAAUCGUUCACUGGGUAGAACGUCUCGCUCCAAGAAAGUAAUUUGUACUGCCCUUUAUUGCCUUGUUUCUAUUAAAUCCUUUCCAGGAAAAGUACUUGCAUGAUUUUUGCUAGUCAGUGUUGGACAGAUUUGGCAAUGUGUUGAGAGGUGAAGUGAAGAAAUGCCAAAUUAUUGCUCAGGAAACAGGUAUUCUGGUUGAUCCUGUAUACACCCUAGCUGCCUGGGAAUCUGCUAUGCAAUUUAGUCGGGAUGAAAGUUCAAAGGCAGCUGUGAUGCUUCACACCGGAGGAACACUUGGUAUGUUUGGAUUAGCUCAGAGGUACAGAUCCUACUUUCAAACGUUGAAAGAGUGAAUCUGUGAAUGAAUCUAUCUGUCCCACUGAUAAUGACAUUGAAGAAGUUGCUCUGUCAUUAAUCUGCAUUUCUGCGGGGAAACCUCCACCAGUUAUGCUCUUUUGGUGGCUUUCUUAUGAUCAUUAUAUAGACAAACAGGAGCUGCUAUAAGCUUUGAUGAGGGAUGACUGUAAUUUAUCAACAAAUGUUAUCUACAAAAGCUACAGCCCACUUGGGAUUAUGUUGUCAGAACCCGACUAGGAAUUGGACUAGCAGAGUGACCCGGUAAGGUUAACUCAGCCAAGGGAUGCCAAUUGACCAAAAAAGAAAAAUGACUUGCUCUUUUUUAUUUUUCAUUUUUUUUCAUUUUUUUUAAUUAUAUGAUGAUCCAUUUUCAUUUUUUGCAACCUUUCCCAUAAAAUAGAAAAGUAGGAUACCUUUUUGUUGUUUCACCCAACCAUUUACAUAAUUAUGUAAAUCUACUAAUAAAAUAAUGUUAAUGGAAUUUGGUUUAUGUGUAAAUUAUCAAACAAAUCGGCAGCUAGUACAUGAUG